This is a messenger RNA of Psilocybe cubensis, 2046 nucleotides long. RefSeq lists its product as uncharacterized. The coding region runs from base 1 to 2046 and encodes 681 amino acids. NCBI's taxonomy places the organism in Eukaryota, Fungi, Basidiomycota, Agaricomycetes, Agaricales, Agrocybaceae. The record is from RefSeq and is a predicted model, not a curated record. The transcript has 11 exons. Gene Ontology annotation, molecular function: DNA binding; hydrolase activity; ATP binding.
AUGCAAUGCUGGAGGCGUUCUCUGUCUCUGUCUCAUUUGCAGUGUCGCCGACAUAACUCAACGGAUGCUGUCAUCCUUCGGCCGUACCAAGAACACUGUCUACAGGCAUGCACUGAAGCUCUUGCUUCUGGUUCGACGCGAAUAGGCGUCUCUUUGCCGACGGGGGCAGGCAAAACGACAGUCUUUAUAUCUCUACUGUCGCGUAUUUCUCCGCCUCCAGAAAAUAUGCAAGCCACAAGAUCUCUCAUUAUUGUCAACACCAUCGAACUUGCUCAUCAGGCCGCUACCAGAGUUGCAAGACUAUUCCCCAACUGGACAGUGGAAAUUGAACAAGGCACAAAACAUCAGGCAACUGGUACAGCAGAUAUCACUGUUGCGACAUAUCAAACGCUGAACAAUGAACGUCGUGCGAGCAAAUUUGACCCCCUCAAGUUAAAGGCUGUCAUUGUUGAUGAAGCACAUCACGCUGCUGCUCCUUCUUAUCGUCGAUUACUGGCUCGAUUUCAUUCCGAUAUUAUUGUCAAAUCAGAGCUCGAUGAAGAUAACGAAGAUCAUGCACCUAAGGAUUCCGGCAGGGAGGACUUGAAAAGCAAUGCAGAAUUCGACACUACGGUAGCAAGUUAUGAAGUUAGCACACUUCCCAAGGUUCCUAUCAUCGGGUUCUCAGCAACCUUCGGGCGUCACGAUGGUUUAGCUCUGAGUUCAGUGUUCGAACGCAUUGUAUACCACCGAGAACUGGCAGAAAUGAUGUUGGAAGAAUGGCUCUGCAAAGUUCGGUUCAUAGGUGUCGAGGCGGAUUUGGACCUGAAAAGGGUAACUAUCAGCUCCCACAAUGGUGACUUCAAUCCGACAAGUCUCGCGCAUGUUGUAAACACCGAAGCUAUCAACAAAAUCAUUGUGAAAUCUUGGAUCUUCCAUGCUUCUCAAAAGAAGUCCACUCUCAUUUUUUGUGUUAACAUUGCCCAUGUGGAAGCCUUGACCAAUACUUUUUGUGAGGCUGGGAUUGAUGCACGGUCUAUUUCCGGUAGGACUCCUGCAGACAUACGAAAAUCGACUAUCCAAGCUUUCAAGGAGGGCGAAUUCCCCGUCCUUCUGAACUGCGCGAUCUUGACGGAAGGCGCUGAUAUACCAAACAUAGAUUGUGUCAUGAUUGCUCGACCAACAAGAUCUCGCAACCUGUACGCCCAAAUGAUUGGACGUGGGAUGCGCCUUUCGCCAACCACUGGUAAAGAGGACUGCCUACUCAUGGAUUUCGUUGAUACCCAUGAUCGAAUGAAUGAAAAUUUGGCUGUAACACCCUCUCUCUUUGGUCUGGAUCCCAAUCUCAUUUCAAAAUCUGAAUCUAAAUCCCAGGAAUCGGAUCCCAAAGUUUCUUUCUCGCCCACGCCAAUUGACAUCUCUGACCCCAAAAACGUAACAUUCACGGACUACGGAGAGAUUUUUUUGAAUCAUUUACUGCCGGGCAGUAAACCAUCGCAUAUUUAUUCGUUAAGCAGUCUUGCAUGGGUUGACUGUGGCAAGAACUUAUACAUACUCGAAGUCCUCAAAAAAGGGACUAUCCGUCUCAAGAAAGAAGGAGGGGGUCGUUUUGUUAUCACCUAUAAUCCCAAACUCGGAUAUGGACCACAGAAAAUAUUUAUGAAAUCUAAGGAAAUAGCAACCAGAGAAGAUUUACCUUCGGCUGUCAAAACGGCAGAAGUAUUUCUUGAGCGUGUUCUCCUCAAGGACAAUGGCGGCUGGGAACUCGCAGCGUUACGUCGAAGUGCGAAGUGGAGAAAGGAACCUGCAACAGACCAGCAACAAAAGUUUGUAAUGGGUAAAUGGACCGAAAAAAUUUCUCCCGGUAUGACUACAGCACAGAAAAAGGAAAUAUUAGCAAGUUUAAACAAGGGAAACAUUGCGGAUAUCAUCACACGCCUUCUAAAUGGCUCAACAUCUCACAUGCAAAGGUUGGCAGCCGCAAUGACAAAAAAAGCAGCUAAAGAAGAGAAAGAAAAGGCUCGUCGUUCUAGGGAGACAGUCACCGUCGGACCUCUACCUGCCUAA